This is a messenger RNA of Procambarus clarkii (red swamp crayfish), 7081 nucleotides long. The record is from RefSeq and is a predicted model, not a curated record. NCBI's taxonomy places the organism in Eukaryota, Metazoa, Arthropoda, Malacostraca, Decapoda, Cambaridae.
ACAUCAUACAUAUAUCUGUGACAUUUACUACAAUGAAAACAAUAUUUUGACCAUAACAAUGAUGUCAAACUGACCGAGAGCCCGCGAAAAAUGCCGUGUUGAUGGAAAUAGAGACUGACAAGGAAGUAUAUCCAAUACUAAACAGGUAGUGUGCUGACAAACAAGAGCCAGCUCAGUGAUAAUAUAAGAGCAGGAGACCACGUGAAGCAAGACUCCAUCCUGCAUCAUGUUUGGCUUCCUGAAGAAUGUCGUUGAAGACGUUGUGGACAGUGCGCAAGACGAGCGGAACCGUCGUGGGUCGAACAGAGACUACUACUCGGGAAGAGGAGGAGGUGGUGGUGGUAGUGGUGGAGGGGGUCAGCAACCAAGCCCUGGCUACAAGGAUGUGACAGACCAGGUCACUGAUGAGUUGGGAACUCUUAGACCCAACAACCCUCAGCAAGGCUUUUACGAUGGGGGCCAAGGAGGGACGUAUGGCGGAGGGCCGCAGUACGGAGGUCAGCACGGCGGUGGCGGCAGUGGCCAGCAGCAGUACUAUAGUGGAGGCCAACACGGAGGAGGAGGAGGAGGAGGAGGAGGAGGAGGAAGCGGCGCAGACCUGGUUUCAGGUUUAAUUGGUGGCUUUCUUGGCGGUGGUGAUAAAAACCAACCACAAGGUGGCCCUGGUCCAUAUGGCCCCCCUCCAGGUCAAUAUGGUGGAGGUUAUGGCCCUCCACAGGGUGGAUAUGGGCCACCACCGGGCCAGUAUGGACCAGGACAGGGAGGGUAUGGGCCACCACCGGGCCAGUACGGACCAGGACAGGGAGGGUAUGGGCCACCACCAGGCCAGUACGGACCAGGACAGGGCGGGUAUGGGCCACCACCGGGCCAGUACGGACCAGGACAGGGAGGGUAUGGGCCACCACCGGGCCAGCAGCAGGGUGGCGGUGGAGACAUGGCAGGCAUGGCUGCCAACCUCAUCGGUGGGAUGUUUGGUGGUGGCGGCGGCGGCAGUGGUGGUGGUGGUUAUGGGCAGGGUCAAGGUCAACAGAAGGGUGACGGCAUGAGUGACCUCAUUUCAGGAAUGGCUGCCAACUACAUUGGGGGAAUGGUUAGUGGCAACCAGAGAAACACAGCAAGUAACCAGCAAGUUAACACUAACAACGACCUAAUGUCCAGUAUCACGUCUGGACUUGUUCAGGGCUUGUUCAGGGGACAGGGAGGCGGACAGGCUCGGUAUGACAAUGCAGGCGGUGCCGGCCAGAAUCAGAUAGUUACCAGCAUUGCUUCAGCUGUCAUCAAAGGUUUAUUCAGCAGUGAAGGUGGGCAGGGCGGAGGCAUCGCUGCAGCCAUGCAGAAAUCUGGAAUGAAUCAAAACAUGCUGGCCGGUAUUGCAGCCAGUAUUUUUUCUGCAUUUAUGAGCAACAACCAAGCAAAACAGAAUGUUUAUAAUGCCCCGCCACCCGCCAACGAUUCUGUUAUUGCCAAUGUUACUACCAGUGUUAUUAAGGGGCUGAUCAGCCCUGGCCAAGGUAACAUAAACCAGCUGCAGACAACUGGUGUGAAUGAAGGCAUAGCAGGAGCCAUAGCUUCAAAUGUUGCUAAGGGGCUCUUCAGUGGUCAUGAAAUGGAUGGAGCGUAUAAGGGUGCAUCUCCAGCUGCCAACACGGAGCUGGUACACUGUGUAACAGCCAGUGUUGUCAAGGGCCUCAUAAGCAACAAUGAGGGUUCAGUGGAGAGUGAGAAGGCAGGAGUGAGUGACUCGGUCAUCGCAAAAGUGGCAGCCGAUGCUGUUCGUGAAUAUACGAGUGGGAACAGGGGCGGCCAAGGGGGCGGUGCUGGUGGCGGAGAUUUUGUGUCGAACAUGGCAGCAUCAGUUAUUGGCAAUCUGUUCAGCGGUGACUCUGGUCAGUCAACCACAGAGAGGACUGGUUUCGAUACUAGGAUGGUUUCGGGGAUUGUUGCCAACGUAGUCAGGAAUGUCAGGGGUCGGCCUCAGGCACCUGGAGGUGAGGCCGAUGGUGUCAACGAUGAUAUUGUGGCAGCUGUAACAUCCUCGGUCAUCAAGGAAAUUGUCAGUCAAGACAGUGAGGGUAAAAUACUUCCAUCAAAUGAUGCAAAUGCAAAUAGCUCGAUCGUCAGUGGUAUCGCUUCUAAAAUCGUCCAGAAUAUAAUGAGUGAUGAGAGUAAUGACGAGAGAGUGAAGGCAGUCCAGAAAGGAGAGGUUGACAGCAGCUUCUUGAAUGGGAUCAUCUCCAGUGUGAUUAGUGGAAUGAUUGGUGGAGGAGGACAGAGCCAGAAAUCGCAGAGUAAUGAGGAUGAUGUACUCUCUGGUAUUGCUGCAAAUGUUAUUGGAGGCCUGGCUGGGGGUGGCGGUGGAGGAGGUAGCCAUUCAUCACACUCGGGAGGGGCAAUUGCUUCUAACAUUAUUGGCAAAAUCGUCAGAGAUGCGUAGUUUUAUGUACCGACAGUCCCUUCUGUAUCAACGAUCAUGGGAUCUGGUUAUGUCUUGAUUAUUACAUUAAUUAAACAAGUUAGGUUUAGUGUAGAAUAUCGUGUGUCGAGUGUGAACGUUUUCCUUGCCAUGCUUACACUGGUUAGCUUUACCAUAGCCCAAUGAGCACAAUUCACAUGAUGGAUAUAACAGUAUCGCAGCUCAUUCUCGUGUUGUAUAGUUGAUACUUCUGAUAUUUCAAGCAUUUUGCUUUUCAUUUGAGAAUUUCUAAAGACUGAAAUAAUAUUUUUCAAUAUUGAUUGAAAUUUUUCGUUAAUUGCAAUUAGUUGCUGCUACUGUGCACUUAUAAUAUCAAGAUACAGUCAAUUGGAAUUUAACUUAUAUUUUUCCAUAAGAGGUAAAAUCUUUUGUAGGCAUAUGUUGACAUUUGGGAUUAAACCAUCAUAUAUACUUCCCAUAUGAUACUUUACAGCUAGAUUAAGUAUACACUUAUGCAGUGUUGAUAUAGGUAAAACCCAAACCUAAAGCACAUUGAAAUUUUAGUUAAAAUGACACACCAUUUGUAGGUUCACUGGAAAUGGGAAAAGUGGUACGUACAGUGUAAUGAUUGUAUACAAAUUUAAUAAAAUGAGUAACCCAUUAAAUUAGGAAAAAUAUUUGGUCACUCUUUUGUUAUAGAUUUUGGUUUAUUAAUAAAGGUUUUCAGUUGUAUAUGUGAAUAGGGAAGAUGACUGGUGAGAGUGGUGCAACGGAGUAUAUUGCAUGCAACCCGAGUCUCUUGCAGUAGUGGCUGAGAACACCCAAGCAGUUGAGAACAAAUUUCUAAGUAUCCCCUUUAGCUUUAGAUGCUCCAGUGGAUGAAUGACAACUGGGGAAAAGAUAGUAGUGGAAAGGAGGUGGAAGACAGUAAAUAUAGUAGCGUGAAUUAAGAACAUUCAUAGUGUGGAUACUUUUAAGGGUGAAUUUGAGUGAAGAACUGAUUAAAUGCAGUAGAGAAAAUGAAUGGAAGGAAUGUUGAGGAAAUGCCAGAAGUCAUAGAGAGUGAUGCUGUACCAGAUGGUUAGAAGAGAACUUAAAUUGUGCCUUUGUGCUGCAUAAAUAUAAGAAUGAAAGUGACAUGUAUAAAAUGGUGGUAGUGGAAGGGGUAGAGGAACAACCGAGACACUAUUAAUUGAUGAACAAUGUGGGUUCUCCUACAGAAGAGGUUGUAUGGAUUAGGUAUUUGCAUUAAGACAGGUAAUUACCUAAAGCAGUAGUGAAGGCAUGUGAGAAAUAUUGUAGCACAUGGACUUUAGGAAGACAUGUUGCACUGUGAAUAGAAGUGUACUCCCUAGUGUGAUGAACAUCUAUGGAAAUAAUUGAAUAUAAUUCAUACCAUUGAAGCUUUUAUAAAGUAUUCAGAAAGGAAAAAUAUUUGCAAGUUACUGGCAUAACCAAUAGCAAGUUUGAUAUAAUUGUAGGUGUUCACGAGGGUUGUGUAAUGACCCUAUGGUUGUUUAGUGUAUACUGAGCUGCAUAUGGGUGAGGUCAUGGAGGGUCAUGGUAAGAUUAUUGUUUGUAUUAGUGUUGGAGGAAUUAAUAUAGACAAAGUUGGGAAUGAGACACUAACAGAAAAGUAUUGGGCAUUUGUUGAGUCAGUCAGGAACAAAAGGAAUCCUAUCAUAUUAGUAUUCUUGCAAGAUGGGGUGAUGGAAAUUAAUGGCUGGCUGUGGCUAUGGGUGCCAGUUGCGGACUAGGUAAAUACAGCAAGGCUAGUGCAGUAUCACUCAUUGACAACUGGGAACACUUGUAUGAACAGGUUGAAAGGUAUUAUAAUGGAUGGGGUUCACUUCUUUAGGGCUGGGGUUGUAGCUUUUGUCUUUCUGUCAGACGCUGCUGUUGACAGAGUUGGAGUGGGUUUAAACUGCUAUCAGCUAGAGGCAUGGGGUUAUAUUUUGGGAAAGAAAGUAAUAAGGAUGUGUGCUAGCAGGAGGAAAGAAGUAGGUGGUAUUCAAAAAUAGUACUGAUUGUUUCUACUAGUAAACAACUAGUAAAAAAUUGCAGGUAAACUGAAACUUUAACUGCACGUAAAAUCAUCAUUUUGCCUACAUUUAAACAUGUCUUUAUUCUUUUGUAUAUUGAAUUUUGAUAUUUUAAAUUGAAAUAUCUUUAUUCUUAUUGUAUAUUCCUCUCCUAUUUGGGCAAAUACCAUGCUACCCCAUGAAAGUAGGAAACAGUGGAAUGAUGAUGAUAAAAUGAUUCAUGUUGUAUAAAAAAGGGCAAAAGUGAGUGAAGAAGAAUGUAAGGAAGUAGCUCUGUAAGAAGAAUGUUUCAGACUUAUGACUUGAAUUACUUUAUGCAGAAAUUAGAAUGUAUGGAGAGAUAUUCAUGGGUCAUCAUUCAGUAUGAUGAAGAGAGGUAAAUCAUUACAUUAUACUGUACUGUAUAUGUAAUACUUGUUAGAAGCAUUGACUGGUGUAAUGUGAUGUUUUUAUGCCCUGUUAACUCUUAUCUCCCAUAAAAUACUUCCAUCCAUCCAUCCAGUGAGUGCCAAGGGUAACUCUGUGACUUAACCCAUUAACUGUCCGUUUUCUUUGCACGCUAACAUCAGUGGUGGUGAUGGCGGAGUAUCAGACGAUCUUAUUAGCCAGAUUGAUGUUCAUGGGUAAUUUUCUGGCAUGUUAUCCCCCUGUUGUUUGGCCUGUUUACUCAUUGCAAAGUGGUAGUGGGACACCAGCAUUUUGCUGUAUGAUGUAUUUUGAAUGCUGUUGUACAGUACAGUGUGGUAAUUGCCAAGAAGUUAAUAUAUUGAUUUGUCCUAUAUAUAAAUAUUCUAGAAGUAAUAUACAGUAUAUCAAACAGUAAAAGUAUAAGAACUGAACAUAAAACAAAUAGUUUUAUGUUGAAUACUGUAUACUGAAAUAGGAAUCUUUUCUUUAAUAUAAUUUAACACCAUAUAAACUGUGAUAGCAUAAUGGAGCGCAAUUCUUAUCUUUGCAUCCAACUAUAGUGCUCGAAAUCAAAAGUUUUCUUAUCAUACUUUAGCCAAAAAACACAAUAAUAUUAUAGCAUGAGAGUAAUGAUGUGCUACACUACCCCACACAAAGGCCAGGACCAGUACCUUCCAGACCUUCCUUGCCAGGUGGGCCCUCGGGUAUUCCAGGAGGUUUCCCAACACAGCCUGGGAUACCCAGAAGCCUACCUGGGCAGCCAGGGGGUCGGGUGGGGCCAGGGACGUCUAUGUACCGAGCCAUUGCCGCCACAGCCGUGGAGGCCGUUAUAGGGUAAGGUUUAAUGGUGGGCUACGUGUGUGUGACCAUUGUCAGAGGAAGCUCUGCUCUGCAAAGGAAACCCAAAACCUAAAGCCCUUCCCCUUUUAAUUUAAGGUUCUGUCACUGAAUUCCUUAAGCAUUAAUUAAGAUAGAUGAUAUCCACCAACCUUCUGCACAGCUGCUCUUCACUUCUUGCUUCUAUUGUAUUCCUGGUCCCACUCAGCACCUCUCCUCAACCCCCUGGAGUUAAUCAUAUUAUUGUGCUUAUUCUUAUUGAUAGAUAUCUUAGAUGUAAUAGAAUGCAUUAUUAGGUCAUGAUGCAUUACUUGCCUUACAUGUUAAAAAAGUCUCUCAAUUUAGCAAAGAGAAUUGUGUACACUGGAUGCACCGGACAUCAGUUUCACCAGAUUCAUUCUUAGCCUACGUACAUUUGUGAGAAUAAAUACUGCAAUGAUAAUUUGCUCUUGGCAGCAUUGACAUAUUGUAUUAUAUGCUUAUUUAUUUAUUUAUUUAUUUAUAUAUUUAUUUACAAGGUACAAUGGGUUUGUGAUAGUAUAUAAUAUUUGUGUUUACAUUUCUGCAAAGCCAUUAACAUGCAUAGCAUUUCGAGCAGGUCUUUAAUGUAGCAUAUUAAAUUUCUUAUCAGUUUAUCAGUUUGAGUACUUGACGUUGUGCUAUUGCAACAUCAAGGAAUGAACUUGAUGACCGAGGAAUAUAUUUUUUCCAAUCUAAAGCUCGAGGGUUUGAAAUCUUUUGUUGCUCAUAUAGAUAAAUUGUUUUUUGGUUAUACUGAGGUAGUGAUUUUAAUGACUUGAGUAAUAACAUAUAAAAAAAAAAUUGUUUUGAACCUCAUUGCUAUUAACAUAGGGCAUAAGUAUAUGUUCACACUGUUAUAUACAUCUCGGUUUCUACCACUGUAGUAGUAAAGGAGAUGGUAGACAAAAUUUGUUUGUCUACAUAUUUUGCAUGGUUUGACUUUUUAUUUGUGUAUGUAUACACUGUUUUUGUUUUUUUAAGCAUGUAUUUUUUAUAUACAGUAUAUACAUGUUUAUGCAUAGUUUCUGGGAUAAAGUACAGUACUGUAAAGUCAACACUUGGGCACCAUUUCAGCCUUGGCAUUUGAAUUUUCUCUUAGAUGUAUUAUAACUUUACUGACAUCAAACAUGAUGGAAUACAUGUUUAAACACUAACCUUAGUAAAAAAAAAUACUAACCAAUGCAGGUUUGUAAAUUAGUGAAGAGAAAAGGUAGCAGAAGUUGGUUUAGGAUCAGUGUUACCAAUACUCUGCUGCACUGUACAUGAUUGUAACAUAUUUGUUGUCAGGUCUGAAUUGUAUAAGAGAUAUGUAUCCAUAGAGCACAAUGUAUGCUUACUAUCAAAUAAAGCAUAGAACAUC